AUGGCCGAGUCCAGCGGUAAGGGCGCCGUCGCGAGCGUGACAGCGUCGAUGAUGCUCCACGGCCGCGUGGCCAUCGUGACGGGCGGCGCCGGCGGGAUCGGCUCGGCCGUAUCCAAGCACCUCGCGUCCCUCGGCGCGCGCGUGGCGGUCGCCUACGUCGGCGACCCGGCGCCGGCGCAGAAGCUCGUGACCGACAUCAACGCCGCCCACGGCGCCGACGGUCCCCCGCGCGCCAUCGCGGUGGAGACCGACGUGUCGGACGCGGCGCAGGUUCACGCCCUCUUCGACGCGGCGGUCGCGGCGUUCGGCGGGGAGCUCCACAUCCUGGUGACGGCGGCCGCCGUGCUGGACGCCUCGUACCCGACGCUGGCGGAGACUAGCGAGGCGUCCUACGACGCCAUGUUCGGCGCCAACGCGCGGGGCACGUUCCUGUGCCUCCGCGAGGCGGCGAACCGGCUGGCGCGCGACGGGCGCGGACGCAUCGUGACCUUCUCGUCGUCGGUGGUCGGGUCCCUGCGCCCCUGGUACGCGGCGUACGCGGCGAGCAAGGCGGCGGUGGAGACCAUGACGAGGAUCCUGGCGCGCGAGCUGCGCGGGACCGGGAUCACCGCCAACGCGGUGGCGCCCGGGUCCACGGCCACGCCCAUGUUCUACGACGGCAAGACUGAGGAGGAGGCGGAGCGGUACAUAGCCGGGACGCCGCUGGGGCGGCUCGGGAUGCCAGAGGACAUCGCGCCGCUCGUCGGCUUCCUCGCCAGCGACGCCGGCGGGUGGGUCAACGCACAGGUCCUGCGCUGCAACGGCGGCGCCGUCUGA
Lolium rigidum is the source of this 816-nucleotide messenger RNA. Its product is annotated as NADPH-dependent aldehyde reductase-like protein, chloroplastic. The transcript has a single exon. The record is from RefSeq and is a predicted model, not a curated record. Gene Ontology annotation, molecular function: oxidoreductase activity. The coding region runs from base 1 to 816 and encodes 271 amino acids. Lineage: Eukaryota; Viridiplantae; Streptophyta; Magnoliopsida; Poales; Poaceae.